This is a messenger RNA of Phalaenopsis equestris, 1699 nucleotides long. RefSeq lists its product as uncharacterized. NCBI's taxonomy places the organism in Eukaryota, Viridiplantae, Streptophyta, Magnoliopsida, Asparagales, Orchidaceae. The coding region runs from base 588 to 1490 and encodes 300 amino acids. The transcript is spliced from 4 exons. The record is from RefSeq and is a predicted model, not a curated record.
CAUUGGAAUCAAUUCUCAUCUUCGUUUUCGGUUCUUAUCUUCUCCUCAUUCCUGCUUGAACCCUAUAUCCAUCUCAUUUUCCUCCCGAUCUUCUUUCUCGCUCUCUAAUGGGCUAAGAAUUUCCAGUCGAUCGCUAAGAGGAAUUCGUUCCUUUCUGCAAAUUCUUUUUCCGUUGAUUUUUUUCGCGGAUCAUCGAUCAUGCCUUCGAUGUUCUGCGAUUUCUUUCUCGCCAUUGUUAUCCGUACUUUAAAUUCUGGUUUAUGUUCCCAUCGUCUGAAGAAGAUCGAGAAAUGGAAAUGCCUUUGGAGUAGUUUUCGCUAAAAUUGGGAGGCCCGUUUUGUUUAUACGUUGAUCUUGUCCUUUUCUUUAUCAUCGGAUUCUUCUAGUUCUUAACCGUCUUUAAUAUCGCUUUCUAUCUCCUUGCGUUUUUUUUUUUUUGACUGGAUCUGUUUUCGGAGAUUUUAGAUCCGGGGGAGAGAUUAUUCUGGCUGUAGGUUUUGGGUUGGGUGCUUAGAAAUUCGGCUUGAUUUUUUUCAACAGCUUGUGGAGUUGGAAACAUAAUUGAUUGACAGCUUUCAUAACAGUUUAUGCAAAUGGGUGAUAUUGAACCAUGUGAUGAGUCAGCUUUCGAAGCUGUUGACCAAAAAUCAUGCAAAAAUAUUCUUUUCGAGGGAAAUUUAAUUGUUGCAGAAGAUCAUUUUAACUGUAGCAAUAAAGAAAUUGUUGAGUUGGAUUUACUUAUGGAAAAGCUUGAAAUUUCUGAUGAAGAUGAUCUGAAUGAUUUGCUGUUCGAAGAACAUGAAACCGUGCAUGUUAAAGAGACCAUCUGCUCUUCAAUUUCUAAUAAGGAAACUUUGCAAUUUUCUUCUCCUAAAACCUCCAAGUUUAACGAUUUGGGUAAAUGUGCGCCAAUUCUGUGCUCUGAAGCUUUGGAAUCAUGCCCAUCAAUAUGUGCAAGUGCGGAGUCAUCAAUUAUCGAAUUGGGUUCUGAAAGUUCUGUUGCUGUUAGCACUCCUGCAAAAGAUAGUUUGAUGCCUUAUCAUGACUCCUCAAAAUGUAUGUCCGCCCUUAAAGGAAGCAGAGCACGGCAAGGGAAACCUCUGGAACCAAAUCUGCAUGUUACAUGGGCAGCAGAUGUCUAUGAUCCACCAGUUACUUCAUCGUCCCACACGGUGAAGGGACAUCGCCAUCGUCUUCCAAAGGCCAAGACAUCGGAUCAUCAGAAGCACAAGCACAAGCACAUGAAAACCAAGCCAUCUAGUGAUAGGAAGCACUCUCAUAGAAGCAGCAGUAGCAGCCUUUCGGAUCAGCGAUAUGUGAGAUUUCAAGCUCUUGCAAGAAGAUCAUGGCAAAGUGGUUUUACACUGGCAUAUUUAAGGGCUUUGGAUAUUCCAGUAUCAAGUAGACGGGAUUCAUCCAAUUGCGGAAGUAAUUUCCAGGCAAAAUCACCUUGGCGGCCACCGUCGCAAUCUAUUGCAGAAGCUUCUUGAGUGGGUAAUAUCUUGGCUAAUAAUUAGCUAUAGAUAUUAUAUCUGUUUCCUCGCAUCUAAAUUGGUCUGUUUUUAAUCAAAAUAAACCGUCUAACUAGCUAGAUACAUGCUACAUCUUUUUUCUCAUUAUUGAAAAGUAAACUGUGUAAUGCCCUGUGUAUAUAUGCUGACACUUAUUUCAUUCAUAGAUUAUUCUAUUUUGCUGAUGA